Molecule: messenger RNA, 1594 nt
Organism: Hordeum vulgare subsp. vulgare (domesticated barley)
Lineage: Eukaryota; Viridiplantae; Streptophyta; Magnoliopsida; Poales; Poaceae
Exons: 3
Coding region: 423-1433 (336 amino acids)
Source: RefSeq, a predicted model, not a curated record
UAUUAAUUAGAUGUAAUGGUUUGGCGCUAUAGACAAAGGAGAAAAAGUUCAUACCUCCGUAUAGACAAACCAAAGCACAAAUUAAGAAAGAGGAAGAAGAAGCAGAGCAUUGUGAAAUUCGUCCAUACUCUGCAACAUCCCCAUCUGAGUCGCGUCCGCGCUAGCUUUCCUCUCCCAACUCUCUCUAGAAGCAGAGGAAACUAUCCACUAGCCUCGCUCUCGCACGCUUGAACCAACCAUGCUCACCUACCUCUACCUGGAAAUAACAUCACAAAGCGUACGCUGGUAGUUAAGCAACAAAACCUAAUGCCAUUGGACGGGAACAGGCCACAUACAUAUAUAGCUAUAAGACGUCGAGCCAGAGACAGGCAUCGCACAAGAAGCAGAGCUGAGCAGAGCGAGAGGCAGACAGACAGACAGCGAUGGGGUUCGGCGUGGUGUCCCUCCUGAACGCGGUGUUCCGCCGGGCCUUCACCUCGGCCGGCCUCCGGCCCAGCUCCGUCGCCGUCGACGCCGAAACCACGCUCCACUUCUGGGCCCACCCCUCCCUCCUCCCCUCCUCCUCCUCCGACGGCGACGACAAACAGCGGGGGCGGCGGCCGGUGGCGGUGCUGAUCCACGGGUUCGGGCCGGACCCGACGUGGCAGUGGGCGGCGCAGGUGGGCCCGCUGUCCAGGCACUUCGACCUCGUCGUCCCCACGCUGCUCUUCUUCGGCGCGUCCACCACGCGCGCCCCUGACCGCUCCGACGCGUUCCAGGCCGCCGCCAUCGCCAAGCUCCUCGGCGCCGUCGCUGUCGGCGGGGAGGAGGGAAGGGUGGUGCACGUGGUGGGCACCAGCUACGGCGGGCUGGUGGCGUACCACCUGGCGCGGGCGCUGCAGCAGCAGCAGGGCGGGGCGGCCGGAGCCGGAGCCGGAGGGUGGACGGUGGGGAAGGUGGCGGUGUGCAGCUCGGACCUGGCCAAGGGCGCGGAAGACGACCGGGCGCUGGCGGCCAAGGGCGGCGUGGCGGACGUGACGGAGCUGAUGGUGCCGGCGGACACCAAGGCGCUGCGGCGGCUGAUGGCCAUCUGCGCCCACGGCCCGCCCAAGUACCUCCCCGAGUGCCUCGCCCGCGACCUCCUCCGGAAGUGUUUCGCUGUCCAAAGAGAGGGGAAGAUCGAGCUCAUCAAGGGGAUCGCCAGCGGGCACGGCUUCGAGAUCACUCCACUCCCCCAGGAAGUGCUGAUCGUGUGGGGAGAGUUCGACCAGAUCUUUCCGGUGGCCAAGGCGCACAAGGUGAAGGAGAAGCUGGGGGAGAAGGCGAAGUUGAGGAUCAUCCCAAACACGGGCCACCUCCCGCACCAGGAGGACUCCAAGCUCUUCAACCAGAUCCUCCUCGACUUCCUGCUGCCUCCGCCUUCCUCCUCCAACGGCAUCGCCGCCGGCAAAUAGCUACUCGAUUGAUUUCGUGCAUGCAUGCAGGUUUUGAUAGAGGAUCAAUCAAACCGGGAGUUGGGUGUGGUGUAAUUAAGUGGCGGCGGUGGACGUACGUACAUGUGGCGGUAACUUGUAAUUGAGCGUAUUAUCAUGAAGAUGUUGUUUUGUUUCAUGCA